AUGGCCACUUGGAUCCCAAAGCCAAGUUCUGUAGACAUCCGCGCAUCUCCUUUUACAAGAUCAGUUAGUGUGACGAGAGAGACUGAAGCUAUGAUACACAAUACUGGAGAUGUCCGCCAACCACCAUCUAGGGCAUCAGUUAGUGUUACAGCACGGACUGAAGAUAUGAAAGGUGGUGCUGAAGAUGUGCGUCCUUCGCCAUCCCGAAGAUCAGCUAGUGUGGAAAUACAGAAGGAAAGUUUCACACGUAGUGUGCAAACGUAUGCUGCAUCAUAUCUUGACAGAGAUUCGCGCCGCCUGUCAUAUCUGGACAGAUAUAUCCCCAGCCGACUUUUGAAGGAAGGUUCUGUUGGAUCAGUAGAUCUACAUGCAGGUCCAACUAGAAGAUCAGAUAGUCUAUUAAUGCAUGGAGAUAGUCAACGCAUAAAGAGAGAAAAUUUAAUGCAUGAUGUGCCAAGAUAUGGAAAGUCAUACUUUGAGGGAGAUUUCCAAAGACGACUGUCGAAGGAAGGCUCUGUUGAUGUGCCAAGAUAUGGAAAGUCAUACUUUGAGGGAGAUUUCCAAAGACGACUGUCGAAGGAAGGCUCUGUUGGAUUAGCAGAUCUCCACCCAUCUGCAAUUAGAGGAUCAGACAAUUUGCUGAAUGAGAGAGGGAAAGUGACACCUGGAUCAGCAGAUCUCCGCCCAUCUGCAAUUAGAGGAUCAGGCAGUUUGCUGAAAGAGAGAGGGAAAGUGACAGCUGAUUUGACAAGACACACAGCAUCAAAUGUGGACAGAGGUCUCCAAAGACAGCUGGUGAAGGAAGGUUCUGCUGAUUCUACACUUGCUACCGAGAACGUGAAAGAUAAUGAAAAAAAGUAUCUGAAUAAAUAUCCUAUGGAAUUUGGAGGAAGACUUGGUACUUUGUUGCUGAUUUUGUUACUGCCUUUAUAUGUCUUGAGUUUGUUUUGUUUUAAUUUGGUACCGGACCCAACAAAAUUUGAAGUAUUGUUUCAAAUGCAGCUUGUACUGAUUCCUCAAGUGGCUGUUGGAAUAAUAAUGCUUAUAAUUUUCCAAGCUUUACUUAGCAUUGUGCCUAUUGGCAAAGUUGUCAGUGGACCUCUGACUAAGCUUGGGAUUUUGAAAAUGCGGCUUAAUGGGAUUUUCGCAGCCCUGUUUGCACUGGUUCUAAGUUCAUCAGUGUGCUACUUCAAAAGGGAAGUUGCUGACAUUGUAGUCAGUGUGUAUAGUGAGGCUGCAGUUUCAGCAAUGCUUGUGGGAAUUGUAUUUUCUCUAAUUCUGUACAGAAGAGGUGGUAAAUUGCCUAUCUCCUAUCGUAAUCCAUAUGGAUCAAAAGGCUUUAUGUGGUAUGACUUCUGGAUGGGACAAGAAGUUACUCCUUGUAUUGGAAAAUUCGAUGUAAAGCUCAUCCUUCAUCGAUUUUCCAUACUUAUUGUGGGAGGUGUGGGAUCAGGAUCUCCAGAAAGGUCCCAGCUUAAUGUUCCUACUCUGAAGAGUGUUGUGUGUCCUGUCUAA
Molecule: messenger RNA, 1515 nt
Organism: Schistocerca serialis cubense
Lineage: Eukaryota; Metazoa; Arthropoda; Insecta; Orthoptera; Acrididae
Exons: 15
Coding region: 1-1515 (504 amino acids)
Biological process (GO): sterol biosynthetic process
Cellular component (GO): nuclear inner membrane; endoplasmic reticulum membrane
Molecular function (GO): oxidoreductase activity, acting on the CH-CH group of donors, NAD or NADP as acceptor
Source: RefSeq, a predicted model, not a curated record